UCCGACUUGACCGCACAUCGAGUGUGGCCACUCGCUUCGAGGAAUUGACUACUUUCAAAAAGCAGAGAAAGGGAACGCCGCCGAUCAUGGCCGCUCCGUUGUACAAAGAUGUUAGCAAGAAGGCCAACGAUGUCUUGAACGACGACUACGACUUCUCCCGCAAGUUGAAGAUCAAGACCAAGACGGCUAACGGCGUCACCUUUACCACCGAAGGUACUAUGGCCGCCAACAAGAGCAUCCUGGCCAAGCUCGGUGCCAACUUUGUCGUACCCCAAGUCGGUGGUUUGACCGUGAGCAAGUUGCAAGUCACCACCCAAGGUCGUGUGAUUGUGGAAGCUGACAUCGCCAACGCCCUUGUCGACAACUUGAAGGUCACGGCGAAGGUUGAAGACGGCAGCCGCAAGACCAACGCGUCGCAAGUCACCAAGUUUGGCUUGGAAUACAAGCAACCCACUUACACGUUGACCAAGGAAUUUGACGUCACGGCCAACACUGCCACUGUGUCUGCUUUGACGGUUGUCAGCGGUGUGACUGUCGGUGCCCAUGGUGCGUUCAACGUGAGCAAGUCGGCUGUGUCCGACUACGGCGGUGCGUUGGCGUACAAUGGCGGUGACUUUCAAGUGACCGUUGCUACCAAGAAGAGCUUGAAGACCAUCAAUGCCAACUUCCACCACCAAUUUGACGCCAGCACUGUGUACGCUGCAUCUAUCGACUACGACGUCCAAACCGCCGCCAACGCUUUGACUCUUGGUGGCCGCUACGCCGUGGACAAGGACACGACGUACUUGGGCAAGGUCAACUCGGAUGGUUUUGUCUCGUUGGCGGUCGUGCAAAAGGUGACCCCUUUCUUGUCCUUGACCACAUCUGCCCACAUCGAUGCCAAGCACUUCGAAGGCGACUCGCACAAGUUUGGCUUGGGAUUGACCAUCGGUUAAGUUUUAUAGACACAAGACAAGUACUUGCUGUAACGCAGUAUGUUUAGCACGAGCUCUGUAUUUUUGAUGCGCA
This is a messenger RNA of Aphanomyces invadans, 1008 nucleotides long. RefSeq lists its product as hypothetical. NCBI's taxonomy places the organism in Eukaryota, Oomycota, Saprolegniomycetes, Saprolegniales, Verrucalvaceae. Gene Ontology annotation, biological process: monoatomic anion transmembrane transport. Bases 87 to 935 code for a protein of 282 amino acids. Gene Ontology annotation, molecular function: voltage-gated monoatomic anion channel activity. The record is from RefSeq and is a predicted model, not a curated record. The transcript has a single exon. Gene Ontology annotation, cellular component: mitochondrial outer membrane.